CCUCAGGUUUCCCGAUGUCUAAACCGGACGUUUUAUCGAUAAUGGAAAAUGUAGACGAGCCGUUUGGGCAGGAAAACAAUCAAGCCAGAGCAAGCCGCGUGGAAAUUUCAGAAUGUUGGCCUAGCGGAAGAACAGAAGAACCGAGGUCGUUUGCUCCGCUUGUUGGAAAGAUACCCGAAGACCAAUCCACGUCACAAAACACACAAACCACACUUAUUGUGAAUGAAAUUGAUGACCAAGACAACCAUUGGCGGGAGAAAACAGUCCAUCCAAUCGUUUCCAGUGAGCCGGUAUGCCAGACAGACAGUGGUUCGGUGGAAUAUAGUUUCCCGGCUGAACCAAGCUCACCGGCAUCCCUGCCUCUCUUGGAGAAGACAAGAAGCAGAGAAGAGGACAUUGUGGAGCAAGCAGCGCAAGGUGCAAAGAUUACUGGAACAGGGGAGGAUGUUAGCGCACCAUUGGUUCUUCAUGGGGUUUCUCCAAUGCCAAGCAAUUUUGGUAAACCUGAAAAAGGCGAGGUGGUAGCUUCCAGGCCUCACGGAUGGUCCAACGUUGGCCAUCAAAGCAAGACUAUGGAGACAAGUAGAAGAAAAGAUAACGAACCAGCAGAACAGCCAAACCAGAGGUUCUGGGGUCUCUUUCAGUGCUCCUUCUGCAAUUUUGUUUUUCAGGACCUUUCUGAACUUCUGCAACACCAAGAAACCCAUAAUCAGGAGAAGUUCCAGGGCAUCGGAAAUGAAGUUUCCCGCCCUGAUGCUCAACAGCAACAACAGCCCGUGUUGGAGUGGAGGAGAUACCGCUGCAUAGUGUGCGAUAAAACGUUCUGCAAGCAGUCCUCGCUGGUCACACACUUGCGUAUACAUACUGGUGAGAAACCAUUUUCUUGUCACGUAUGCAGGAGAAAGUUUAACCAGCGUACAAGUCUAACUGUCCACUUACGUACCCACACAGGGGAGGCGCCAUUUCCUUGUAACAAGUGUAACAGAAGCUUUCGACAACAGUCCAAUCUCACCCACCACAUGAAGAGUCAUCAGAGAUCUGAAGACGUUGAUGGAGCUGAGUGGAGUGAAGAGAACACAGCUCCCGGUAUUCCAUUCAUGUAUCUGAUAUCUGAAGCGGACGACAGUAGCAGCGAAGUAUGGGGCAGCAAAGUUCCCUUUAUUAAGGGAGAUAAAGGAGAAGAUCCUGGCUCCUGUAAAAGACCUUAUGUUUGCGGGCAUUGCUUCAAACGAUUUACGCAUCAGUCCAAUCUCAUGGUCCACCAACGCAUCCACACAGGAGACCGAUCUUACCGCUGCCAAGAAUGUGGCAAACAUUUCACCAGACGGACCAGCUUGAUGGUCCAUCUCCGGGGCCAUACAGGAGAAAUGCCUUACUCGUGUGUACAGUGUGGAAAGAGUUUUCGCCAACAGUCGAACCUCCUCUACCAUAUGAAAAGUCAUGUAAUGCCAAUUGAACCUAAAGAGGACCCCUCUGCAGAGCAUGAACAGAAGCUCUCCGGGCAGCUAAUAGGGCCAUCUGGACAGUAUGUAGAGCGAGAGAAUCCCCAAUUAUUAAAUAGUGGUGGAGGGAGAAUUGAAGAAAGCCAAGUUAGAGCCUUUCAGUGUACUCAAUGUGCAAAAUGGUUCCCAAGUUCGCACAGCCUUCUGCUGCACCAAAAGCUUCAUGUGGACCAACCUAGCACUGUCAUGCAUCGUAGAGAAAUACAGGUCCCGUGUCCCAUUAAUAGGGGCCUUCCACAUACAUACACUGAAAACUUGCUGUUAUCUCGCCAAGAACACGAAGGUUACCCACUGCAACCAUUCAAGCUAUCACCCCGAACAGAGGGCAACAGUGCCGUGGGGACACUGAACAGUCUAGAAUCUAACCUUAUUCCUCAGCCAGGUCAUAGCUCUGGUUUCCAGAGAGUCGCGAGUCACAGUUCAGAGGGAACAUCUGUUAAAGGGCCUUACCAUGUUCUAGGAAGAGGAAGACCAAGAAAAAUAAGCUUGCUAGGGCAGGGCCAUGGUCAGAUGGGAGCAUUCUUGGGUGCGAAAUCCAUACACAAGUGUUGGAAGUGCCCUCGUUAUUUCAACAACAAAUCAAAUUUAAUCGUUCACUUGCGUAUUCAUACCGGGGAGAAGCCUUUUCAGUGUUGGCUCUGCGAGAAGAGAUUUCGACAGCAGUCGAAUUUGAUUCAGCACCUCAAGAACCACGAAGAUGUUCUCGGAGACGAUCUUAUACCUCGUCCAAGGAAAAUCUUAAAUAAAGAACAUCCAAAUGGAAAACAUGUUCAGGCUGUAGGCUUGCUUCAGUCUUCAGGCAUGGCCCAGCCUCGUUUAAGUUUCCUUCCUUUCGAUGGAAGCCCCAUGCAUCACAACGGUCAGCUCUACGAGGCACCUCAAACCAUUCAGCUAGGUGAUAUACCAUCUAGUACGGACUGUAUAGCUAACAAUCUAGACCCCAGUGACUCACCAACAUCAGCAGAAAGGACAUACAAGUGCAGCAGCUGCUUUAAAACAUUUAACCACAAAUCCAACCUUUUGGUCCACGAGCGCAUCCACUCAGGAGAUAAAACUUACCGUUGCCUGGAAUGCGGCAAGCACUUUAGCCAGCGCACCAGCCUGAUGGUACAUUUAAGAACUCAUACGGGGGAGAUGCCAUACUCUUGCCUUCAGUGCCGGAGACGUUUCCGGCAGCAGUCUAAUCUACUUUAUCAUAUAAAGACAAACACGGUUCAAGGGCAGCUCAAUUGCACACCAGAGAACAUGCCAAGUUCACCAAUAAUUCCUAGGCUAGAGCCGGCGGUCGAGGCUAGUAUGAGCUCCAACAUGGAGGCUUCCCCUGGGCCUCCACCUACCUGGGUGCAUUUGGAAGCUAGUCCUAAAAAUGAUACCACCUUACUGGAGGUUGGAAAAGCCGAGUACCACUGUCCUGCUUGCGACAAAACAUUCACUCACCAAUCAAAUCUCUUAGUUCACCAGAGGAUCCAUUCCGGAGAGCGUACGUACCACUGCCAUGAGUGCAACCGCCAGUUCAGUCAGCGUACCAGCCUAAUGAUCCACUUGCGUACUCAUACUGGAGAAAUGCCCUAUUCAUGCCAGUGCUGCGGCAAGCGGUUCCGCCAGCAGUCAAACCUUUUGUACCAUUUAAAAAGUCACAUAGGGCAAGGCAUUGCCAUUGAUGAUAGUCAAACCGCAGAGUAUGCCGUGCCCAGGGCAAGAGGCCGACCCCGUAAGACUGAAUCGACCGACACAGCAAGGGAAAAAGGAGUCAUACCCCGCGGCAAGCGUACAUACAAGUGCACCGAAUGCCCCAGGCGCUAUAACCUCAUGUCUAAUCUGGUCGCUCACCAGAAGUCACAUGACCUGCAGCCUUUGUACAGCUGCUUGGAAUGUGGAGACAGCUUCCUCCAUCAGGGUUACCUUUCUGUCCACAAGAAGCAGCACUCCAAGGUUAGCGCUUCUCACCACGGAGUGCAGUUCUGCUGGAGACCAAACCACGAGUUAAUGGAUGCUCGCAGCCCAGGUACAGAGCCUGAGAGAAAUGCUGUCUACACACAGCAGGAUAAGUAGUGACAAAGCAAAAA
This is a messenger RNA of Nanorana parkeri, 3568 nucleotides long. RefSeq names its product zinc finger protein 268-like. The record is from RefSeq and is a predicted model, not a curated record. Gene Ontology annotation, molecular function: DNA binding. The coding region runs from base 15 to 3554 and encodes 1179 amino acids. The transcript has 2 exons. NCBI's taxonomy places the organism in Eukaryota, Metazoa, Chordata, Amphibia, Anura, Dicroglossidae.